CCCGCUGGGAAAGCGCGUCCCUGCCGCGGCUCUGCCAGUUUGAACUUGGUGGGCCAGAUGUGGGCGGCGGGGCGCUGGGGGCCUACUUUUCCCUCUUGCUACGCCGGUUUCUCUGUCGACUGGAGACCCAGGUCUCGGCCCUCCUCGGGCUCCUUCUCUGUCCCUAUGACGGGCGCACGUGGGCAGGGGCUGGAGGUGGUGCGCUCGCCGUCGCCGCCGCUGCCGCUGAGCUGCAGCAAUUCCACCAGGUCGCUGUUGUCUCCCCUUGGCCACCAGAGCUUCCAGUUUGACGAGGACGACGGUGACGGGGAGGAUGAGGAAGACGUGGAUGAAGAUGCCCAUGAUUCAGAGGCCAAAGUGGCGAGCCUGAGAGGAAUGGAGUUACAGGGGUGCGCCAGCACUGAGGUUGAAUCAGAAGAUAACGAAGAAGAACAGAAACAGGUGCGCUUACCAGAAAGCCGCCUGACGCCAUGGGAGGUGUGGUUUAUUGGCAAAGAAAAAGAAGAACGUGACCGGCUGCGACAGAAAGCUCUAGAGAAAAGAAAAGAAAGAGAACAAAAAAUUAAUAAAGAAAUGGAGGAAAAAGCAGCAAAGGAACUGGAGAAAGAAUACUUGCAAGAAAAAGCAAAAGAAAAAUAUCAAGAAUGGUUAAAGAAAAAAAAUGCUGAAGAAUGUGAGAGGAAGAAGAAAGAAAAGGAAAAAGAAAAACAACAGCAAGCUGAAAUACAGGAGAAAAAGGAAAUAGCAGAAAAAAAGUUUCAGGAAUGGUUGGAAAAUGCGAAACAUAAACCUCGUCCAGCUGCAAAGAGCUAUGGUUAUGCCAAUGGAAAACUUACAGGUUUUUACAGUGGAAAUUCCUAUCCAGAACCAGCCUUUUGUAAUCCAAUUCCAUGGAAACCAAUUCAUAUGCCACCUCCCAAAGAAACUAAGGUUCUAUCAGGAAGGAAGAGUAAAAGACCUGUGAUUCCAAGGAUAGGUGAUAUGACAGCUUUUGAACAUCAAAGGGACUUUCAGACGCUUGUAUAUAUUGACACAUUACUACAAAGUUACAAAGGAAAUUUCUAAAAUCCUGGUCAUUUGUAAAGAAAAUAUUUAACAUUCCAUGGGAAAAUAUACUUUGAGGUUUGAUGACAAAAAUAGGCCAUCUGUGGCCUCAGAGUAAUACAGAUGGGGCUUCUUAUUUUGAAAAUAAAUUGCUAAUGAUCUAAUUAGCAAUUCAAAGCUUAUUCUUUCAUGGACUUGCUUAUUAUGAUACCUAAGGCCUAGGUGAAUCAAGAAUACAGUAGUUAUGUUACACUAACAAAUUACACUGUGAUUUAAAUGUAAUACCACAAACUAUAAAAAUCUUAGAAGAAAACCUCAGAAACACCAUUCUGGACAUCAACGUUGAGAAAGAAUUUAUGACUAAGUCCUCAAAAACAAUUGCAACAAAAACAAAAAUUGACAGAUGGGACCUAAUUAAACUAAAGAGCUUCUGCACAGCAAAAGAAACUAUCAACAGAGUAAAUAGACAACCUACAGAAUGGGAGAAAAUAUUUGCAAACUGUGCAUCCAACAAAGGUCUAAUAUCCAGAAUCUGUAAGUAACUGAAACAAUUGAACAAGCAAAAAAAAAAAAAAAAAAAAAAAAAAAAUACA
Messenger RNA from Symphalangus syndactylus (siamang), 1637 nucleotides. It is a transcript of the gene CCDC34, whose product is annotated as coiled-coil domain containing 34. Lineage: Eukaryota; Metazoa; Chordata; Mammalia; Primates; Hylobatidae. The record is from RefSeq and is a predicted model, not a curated record.